AUGGAAGAAGAGCUUUUUGCUCUUAAGAAAAAUGAAACCUGGAUUUUAACUCAACUUCCAAAAGUUUCAAAAUACAAAGCGCGUUUGGUUGCAAAGGGUUACAAUCAAGUAGAUGUGAUUGAUUUUCACAGCAGCUUCUCCCCGGUAGCCAAAACGCAAUUUGAUGUUAACAAUGCAUUUCUUCAUGGUGACAUUGAAGAGGAUGUAUAUAUGAUUCCACCUGAAGGUUAUAAGGAUGCAUCUCCAAACCAGAUUAAUAAAUCCUUUGUUACAUUAUUGGUGUAUGUAGAUGAUAUCUUAAUUGUUGGAAAUGAUUUAGACAAAAUUAAUCUGAUAAAACAAUAUCUUAAUAGGAAAUUUUCUAUUAAAGACUUGGGCAAUGCAAAAUAUUUUUUAGGACUGAAAAUACAUAGGAAAAAGUCUGGGAUAUAUGUUAAUCAACGAAAGUAUAUUUUAGAUAUUAUGGCUGAUACAGGUUUAACUGGUUGUAAACCAGCUACCGUCCCAAUGAUUAAAGGUGUAAAAUUAAACUGCAAAUCUAGUUCUACUUUGAAUGAACCAGAAAAGUUUAGAAGGCUUGUCGGGAGAUUAAUAUAUUUAAAUUUUACACGACCCGACAUUGCCUUUAGCGUUCAACAGCUAAGCCAAUUCAUGCAUGAACCACUGCAAAUACAUUGGGAAGCAGCCCUUCAAGUAGUGAGAUACCUGAAGGGGACACCUUCUUUGGGAUUAUUUUAUCCUAGUAAUUCUAACAAGUUACUUGAGAGUUUUUCAGAUGCAGAUUGGGCGACAUGCACAGAUAGUCGACGAUCACUUACAGGAUACUGUAUAAAAUAUGGUGAUGCAUUAAUCGCAUGGAAAACGAAAAAACAAAACACAGUUUCUAGAUCUUCAGCAGAUGCAGAAUAUCGUAGCAUGGCAACCACUGUUUGCGAACUUAAGUGGAUUUCUUUUUUACUCAAAGACUUGCAGAUUCCAGUACAACUACCAAUUCCAUUACGCUGUGACAAUCAAGCAGCGAUUCAUAUCGCCGAAAACCCAAUCUUUCACGAACGAACCAAGCACUUGGAUAUAGAUUGUCAUCUCGUUCGAGACCAAUUUAAACAAGGGUUCGUUCUUCCACAACACGUGUACUCAAAAGUCCAACAAACAGAUAUUUUUACAAAACCGUUGGAGCAUACCGCAUUCUAUUCACUUAGAGACAAGAUGAAUCUAAGAGAUCUUCAUCUUGAGGAGGGGAUCUUAGAUUAA
Impatiens glandulifera is the source of this 1251-nucleotide messenger RNA. RefSeq lists its product as uncharacterized. The record is from RefSeq and is a predicted model, not a curated record. The coding region runs from base 1 to 1251 and encodes 416 amino acids. The transcript is spliced from 4 exons. Lineage: Eukaryota; Viridiplantae; Streptophyta; Magnoliopsida; Ericales; Balsaminaceae.